Symbiodinium pilosum is the source of this 1443-nucleotide messenger RNA. The record is from the annotation of a GenBank genome assembly. NCBI's taxonomy places the organism in Eukaryota, Dinophyceae, Suessiales, Symbiodiniaceae.
AUGAACUGUAAGACGUGGCUUUUCGAUCCGCCCGACGAUCCUCUGCCGCUUCCGCAGAUCGCAGGACGAGCGGGGCAAGGUGAGGUGCCGCGAGUUGACCCGGUGUCUUCACCCGGCAAGCUUCUGCAGGCCAUGCCGCGCUUCCUGCAAACCACCUCGCAGGAGGAUGGGCCAGACCUACCCAUCAUCCUCCCAAUGGAGAGCAGUGGUCAGCAGUGCUUGGACGUCCUGACCUGCAUUUGCGCUGUGCUGGCCGUCGUCUGCUUUUGCGGCAUCAUUGUCUGUGUGGUUAUGUUAAUUUUCAAUGAGGCGAUGCCAUUUGCCUGCCCGUCUCAUCACGUCGUUUGCCAACUUUUGGAGCAUUCGGCGAAUCCACAAUUUCGUGCUACAGUUCUGUCGGUCUUCACCCUGUGUGUCGUGUGCCUGCCCCUGGCAUUGGCUUCAUGUCAGGGGCAGUGCAUGUGCUUGCAGGUGGUUUUUCGAGAUGGCGGGCUCGUUUCGCAAGCAAAGCGCUGUCGUGAUGCCUGCUUCAAGCGCUUGGCGGCAGCCCCGUCGGACAUAGCAAGGAGGGUGCGGUCGCUCCGCUCACUGAAGAAGCCAUCCAGCCGUGUGCACCCAAGCCAGGAGGGACCAAGGCAGCUCCCGACGGUCUGCUUCGGUGCCCAGGACUUCAGCAACUUCGCGAUUGUUCCCGUUCCGCAGCUGUCCCGCAUGGGGCACAAAACCAAGCAGGUGGCUGAAGGUUUUCCCCGACGUUGGUGUCAGAUGGCAACUCUGCCUUGUCGGGAAGUGGUAGAGCUCAGCCCUUUUGAGGGCGAGGGUGCCGAAGUUGCAGCAUUAGUGCUUAAAGACGCUACAUGGCAUCAGCCCCCGCGUUGCGAGCAGGUGCUUCGUGUUCAGAAUUCCAGCGCCUGGGCAGCCUACAACACCCGCAAAGCUCAGCUACUCUCACGGCGCAGCUGGUCCGGUGAGGAUGAUGUGCCGCUGACAGCGCUGGACCGUCUGAACUUCUGCGCGGACGAGUUGGACAGCCGCCUCAAUGAGCAAUUUCUUCUCUGCGGUACGACUGUGGAGCUUGCCGAGUAUGCACAGACCACCGGAGAGGUGGUGGCCAGCCCUGAGUGCCCACGUCAUCAGCUGCAGUCCCUGGGCGGCGGCGUGCACUUUUGCUCUGAAGGCUUCAUCGCACACGAGCAGGCCACCGAUGCUGGCUAUAGCCGAGACGGCCUGGAAAGUGCUUGGGCCGUCUUGGUCUGCCGCGUGCUGGUCGGCAGGCCGCUGCGCCACAGUGGCCGCCGGGGCGGUCCACGUUUGCACAGGGACUGGGAAAGUGGUCGCUUCGGGAGUCUCCUUCUUGGUGACAACACUUGUCGCACGGAGAUCUUCAUCCCGAUGGAUGCCAUAUCGAGCGUAUACCCUGAAUACGUGAUCAUCCUUCGGUGA